GGUCACAACAAUACGAUAUGUACAAUAGCCCUGGAGUGAUUAUUAUUGUCCCAUCCCAUCCAUUGAUUGUGGAAUUGCUUCUCUCCAACUGCUGCAGGUGGGUCAAGCAAGGGUCGAGGGAAAGUAUGGAGACACUGAAACCGAAGCCCGACCAAACACAUACACACACGUCCACGUCCACAUAACAACAUAUCCAUGGAUAUAUACAUACACACACCAAACCAACCCGAUCAGCAAAGUGUUAGUCAGCAGCACCAGCAAGUGUUAGUCAUCAGCAGCAAGUAUCAGCACCAGCAAGCAUUAUUAGCAUCAACAGCACCACCACAGCCACCGUACAUUAUUACUGCCUCCAUACAUUAUUACUGCCACCAUACAUUAUUACUGCCACCACCACACAUUAUUACUGCCACACAUUACUGCCACCACCACCACUCUCACAUCACACGCGAGCUGAUCCGAUUGAUUGUUGCUGUUGCUGUUGUUGUUGCUGUUAUCAUCGUUGUUGUGCUGUAGGGAAAUAUUGCAUUCCCUGUCAACACCACGGGGGCAAAAAAAAGAAGGGCCUCAGUUAAACCGCCACGACAACCACAAUUAACCACCACCACCACA
Molecule: messenger RNA, 609 nt
Organism: Dissoconium aciculare CBS 342.82
Lineage: Eukaryota; Fungi; Ascomycota; Dothideomycetes; Mycosphaerellales; Dissoconiaceae
Exons: 2
Coding region: 196-513 (105 amino acids)
Source: RefSeq, a predicted model, not a curated record